CCGUCGCACACGCAAGGGGCGUUCUGACCUGGAUCGGGGUACAUCUCCCGCGCGCGAUCUAUACAGUAUAUAUCGCCCGCACCAUAUAAUCAUUAUCGCGCCAUCCCCCUGUUUGCGUGCUUUAAACAACCCUCAACAACAGCUCUACGCGAGUCUUCUUAUACCAACACCGGCAUCAUGAGGUUCAGCUUCAGUUUCAGCAGCAGCACCAUGUCCUCCCCUUCGCCUUCCUCGCUGCCUCCUCCCCCACCACCUCCUUCUCCUAACGAUGACUUGCUUGAUAUCACUCCUCGCAAGUCUUCUUUCUCGACGACGCUGGGCAUGAGCACGUCGUGUGCAUUCCCUUCCUGGCCCAACCGCUCCUCUCUGCUGAACGCAGAUUCCGACUGCUCUACCCCCAGUUCCUAUCUGUCGGAUGAGGACCUCUUCCCUGAGGGCGCAUCCGAGGCUAUCAUCGACGAGGAAUCUGCCAUCAUUGACCCUGUCUGCUGCCCUUUCGACGUCACCACGGAGCAGCAGGUGCAGAUGAUGCGCGCAGCUGCUGAGGAGGAGGAACGACGCCAGCGAUACCUGGCCCAGGUCCAGGCUCACGCUCGCGCACAACAAGCAGCUCGCGUGGCCCAGCUGGCUGCAGCAGAGCGCGAGAAUGCACGACGCAAGAAGCGCAGGGCGGUUCCGGAGAAGAAGCGUCGCUCGACGUCAUCAUCAUCGAAGACAGUGUCGUCUCAGCGGUCGUGAAAACCAACUAAUACAGCCUCUUCCCGAGUUCUUGUUCUUGCUGGCAUACGAAGUCUACGGCAGUUUCCUAUCCAUCUGCGGCACCGGGUUUUCCGCGCUGACCGCCUUUACCAUACGGUAUUGAUACAUACCGUUACCAUACCCGUCACAACCCGACGCUGCCCGAACACCAAAAUCUCCUCGCAUCUUAUCUUGUUCUCACCGCAUCCUCAUCCUUCAUCCCACCUGGACUUCUGCCUAUCAUGUCUCGGCCAUCUCACCGCUGGUCUCUUCCCCCGCCGACUUCUACAGCUUCAUCUUGUCUCCAGAUGACUCACAGCAGUGCAUCGCCUUCUUUCUA
This is a messenger RNA of Paecilomyces variotii, 1078 nucleotides long. RefSeq lists its product as hypothetical. The coding region runs from base 178 to 738 and encodes 186 amino acids. NCBI's taxonomy places the organism in Eukaryota, Fungi, Ascomycota, Eurotiomycetes, Eurotiales, Thermoascaceae. The record is from RefSeq and is a predicted model, not a curated record. The transcript has a single exon.